Anoplopoma fimbria (sablefish) is the source of this 4944-nucleotide messenger RNA. It is a transcript of the gene thsd7aa, whose product is annotated as thrombospondin, type I, domain containing 7Aa. The coding region runs from base 1 to 4944 and encodes 1647 amino acids. Gene Ontology annotation, cellular component: plasma membrane. The record is from RefSeq and is a predicted model, not a curated record. Gene Ontology annotation, biological process: actin cytoskeleton organization. The transcript has 29 exons. NCBI's taxonomy places the organism in Eukaryota, Metazoa, Chordata, Actinopteri, Perciformes, Anoplopomatidae.
AUGGGGCUGGCCAGCAGAGCUGUGGGGACGCUGGGGGUCUCGAGAGAGGCACAGCUCCCCUCUCUCUGGAGGAUAGCGCUGCUCUUCCUCUCCAUCUGGGAGAUGGAUGCACAAACCGCAGUGGAAUCUAAACCCCUGUACAUCUGGCAAACAGGGCCAUGGGGUCGUUGCAUGGGCAGUGAGUGUGGACCUGGUGGCAGCCAGAGCAGAGCGGUAUGGUGUGCCCAUUCUGAAGGCUGGACCACCCUGCACACCAACUGCGACCAGACAGAAAGGCCAGACAACCAGCAGAGCUGCUUCCGAGUGUGUGACUGGCACAAAGAUCUGUACGACUGGCAGCUGGGUGCCUGGAACCAGUGUGUCCCGGUGUCAAUGCGCAGUGCCGGGGUGCAGCGCCCUGCUGUGUGUACCCGGGGAGAUGAGGGCAUCCAGACCCGUGAGGUGGGCUGCGUUCAGAAAGCGGAUGGUGAGCCGGCAGAAGACGCGAUCUGCGAAUACUUUGAGCCUAAACCACGGCUAGAGCAGGCCUGUCUUAUCCCCUGUCCACGGGACUGUGUGGUAUCUGAGUUCAGCCUGUGGACUCACUGCUCUAAAACCUGUGGAAUGGGAUUACAGAACCGGAUCAGAUUCGUUCUGGCUCCACCACUGUUUAGUGGGGCAGCCUGCCCAAACUUAACUGAAUUUCAGACAUGCCAGCCAGGGCCCUGUGAGGGAGAGGAGAGCCUUUACAGCCUCAGGGUGGGACCAUGGGGGCCCUGCUCCGUGCCGAUGCCAAGGCAAGCCAGACAAGAGAAAAUGAGAGAGAAAGUCCGGGAGAGGUUAAGGGAGAGGGGUAAGGUGAAAGACCCUGAGACCAGAGAACUCAUCAAGAAGAAGAGGAACAGAAACCGCCAAAACCGCCCAGGAGGAAAGUUCUGGGACCUGCAGGUCGGCUACCAGACCAGAGAAGUGAUGUGUGUGCAUAAAAGUGGGAAUGUCGAAGCUCUCAGCCUGUGCUCUCAGGAGUCAUUGCCGGUGACCUUCCAGGCCUGCGUCAUGACCAAAGACUGCGACGUGACUGAAUGGUCUGAGUGGUCAGCCUGCUCCAAGGAGUGCUACGACCCCAACGGGCCCAAGGGGGAGCGCACUCGCACCAGAAAAGUGAACCAGUUCCCAAUUGAUGGAGGAGCAGAUUGUCCAGAGCUGGAGGAGAAGGAGCCCUGCAGCCCCCAGGGAGACGGAGUGCCACCCUGCAUUGUCUACAGCUGGAGGACUACAGAGUGGACCGAGUGCAGGGUGGACGUGCUGCUGAGCCAACAGGACCGUCGGCGUGGAAACCAGACGGGGUUGUGUGGAGGAGGGAUUCAGACUCGAGAGGUCUACUGUGUCCAGACCAGCAUGGAUACACCACCCAACCUCAGCUCACUCCGGAGCAAAGAAGCAUUGCGACCGAUGGACAGUGAUCUGUGUCUGGGUAUCCCCCCGAACACCACCCAGCUCUGCCACAUCAGCUGUCCUGUUGAGUGUGAGGUGUCUACCUGGAGCGCCUGGGGACCCUGCACCUAUGAAAACUGCCAGGACCAGGCAUCCAAAAAAGGCUUCAAACUGAGGAAGAGGAAGAUCGUCAACGAGCCGACUGGUGGGACGGGAAACUGCCCCCACCUGGUGGAGGCAAUACCGUGUGAAGACCCCAGCUGCUAUGACUGGCUGGUGGUUAAACUGGAGGAGUGCAUCCCUGAUAAUGAGAAGGAAUGUGGACCCGGAACCCAGAUCCCACAAGUGCAGUGUGUCAACAGUGACGGUGAAUAUGUGGAAAGGCAGCUCUGCCGUGAUGCCAUCCUGCCUAUGCCGGCCAUCUGUGAGGUGCCUUGCCCAAAGGACUGUGCCCUGAGCCCCUGGACCCCCUGGUCUCUGUGCUCCCACACCUGCUCUGGAAAAAACACGGAGGGCAAGCAGACCAGAGCUCGAUCCAUCUUAGCCUAUAAUGCCGGAGAAGGUGGAAUCCAGUGCCCCAACAUCAGUGCUCUGCAGGAGGUGAGGAGCUGCAAUGACCACCCCUGCACUGUGUACCACUGGCAGACAGGCCCUUGGGGUCAGUGCAUAGAGGACUCUUCCAUUCCAGCCACCAACACGUCUGCGGGCCGAACACGUGGCGAUGAUGCCUCCUGCUCAGUGGGGAUGCAGACCCGCAAGGUCAUCUGUGUCCGGGUCAAUGUGGGCCAGGUUCCACCCAAAAAGUGUCCGGAGAGUCUUCGCCCAGAUACCGUCAGGCCCUGCCUGUUGCCGUGCAAGAGAGACUGCAUCGUCACUCCGUACAGCGACUGGAGCACCUGCCCAUCGACGUGUCAAGCAGGUGGUAACACCAAGAAGAAGCAGUACAGGAAACGUAUUAUGAUCCAGUUACCGGCCAAUGGGGGACAGGACUGUCCUGAGGUUCUGACUCAGGAGAGAGAGUGUGAUGCUCCAUCCGUAUGUCAAGGACACAGAUGGAAAACCCACAAGUGGCGGCGAUGCCAGCUGGUUCCAUGGUCAGUACGUCAGGACAGUCCUGGAGCUCAGGAGAUCUGUGGGCCGGGCCUGCAGGUUCGGGCUGUUUCAUGCCGGAGGCAGGACGGCGGGCAGGCAGACGUCGAAGCUUGUCUUAAGUUUGCCAGCUCCAUGCCGCCUCUCACACACCCCUGCCAGCUGCCCUGCCAGGAAGACUGUCAACUCAGCAGCUGGUCCAAGUUCUCCUCCUGCACAGCCGACUGCGUGGGCGUCCGGACCCGCAAAAGGAUGCUGGUCGGAAAAAGCAAGAAGCGUGACCAGUGUAAAAACACCCAGAUGUACCCCCUGAGCGAGACCCAGUACUGUCCAUGUAACAAGUACAACGCCCAGCCUGUGGGCAACUGGUCGGACUGUGUCCUACCUGAGGGGGGCCGCGUGGAGGGCCAACUUGGCAUGAAGGUCCAAGGUGACAUCAAGGAGUGCGGCCAAGGCUAUCGUUACCAGGCCAUGGUGUGCUACGACCAGGACAACCGCAUAGUGGAGACCUCUCGCUGCAACAGCCAUGGGUACAUCGAGGAGGCUUGCAUCAUCCCCUGUCCAUCUGACUGCAAACUGAGCGAGUGGUCCAACUGGUCACGCUGCAGCAAGUCCUGCGGCAGUGGGGUCAAAGUUCGCUCAAAGUGGCUCAGAGAAAAGCCCUACAACGGCGGAAGACCGUGCCCUAAACUGGACCAUGUCAACCAGGCUCAAGUGUAUGAGGUGGUGCCGUGCCUCAGUGACUGUGGGCAGUAUGUCUGGGUGGCAGAGCCCUGGAGUGUGUGGAAGGUCAGCAAUGUGGACCUGAAGGAUAACUGUGGUGAAGGUGUUCAGACCAGGAAAGUCAGAUGUAUGCUGAACACUAUAGACGGGCCCUCUGAGCAGGUGGAGGACUACCUGUGUGAUCCAGAGGAGAUGCCUCUGGGGGCCCGCAACAGCCGGUUGCCGUGCCCCGAGGACUGUGUGUUAUCAGACUGGGGAGCCUGGAACCCAUGUCCACUGCCAUGCACUGGGAACAGUACUCGAGAGAGGAGCGCUUACCCGCUACGCCAGCCUGGAGAGGAGAAGGAGUGUCCUCCGAGUCGAGAGACAGAACUCUGCAAACUCAACAGCAACUGCUUCCACUACUCAUACAACAUCACUGAUUGGAGUACCUGUCAGCUGAGUGAGCGAGCUGUGUGUGGAAACGGUAUCAAAACCCGCAUGCUGGACUGUGUGCGCAGUGACGGCAAAUCUGUAGACCUCAAGUUCUGUAAAGAGCUGGGCCUGGAGAGGAAAUGGCAGAUGAAUGCUUCCUGUGUCGUGGAAUGUCCCGUCAACUGCCAGCUGUCUGAUUGGUCACCGUGGUCUGAGUGCAGCCAUACCUGUGGGCUGGCAGGCAAGCUGUGGAGGAGGCGGACAGUGAUCCAGGCUCCCCAGGGUGAUGGGCGGCCCUGUCCGACCCAGAUGGAGCAGUGGAAGCCCUGUCUGGUGAAGCCCUGCUACAGCUGGAGAUACAGCGCCUGGUCUGACUGCAAGUCUGAGGGAGCGAGGUGUGGAGAAGGACUGCGCUUCAGGAACGUGUCGUGCUUUGUGUCGGACGGUUCAGGCCAGCAGGACAGCAGUCUGGUGGAUGAGGAGCUGUGUGGAGAUCUGGAGCCCUCGGUGGACGGAGAUUCCAACAUCGUUCUGCAGGAGCCCUGCACUGUACCCUGUCCAGGAGAGUGCUACUUGACAGACUGGACCGUUUGGAGUCCGUGCCAGCUAAGCUGCGUGAGUGGGGAUGACCUGGGUUUCGGCUCGGUCCAGGUCCGAUCUCGAGCAGUGGUGGCCCAGGAUCCAGAGAACCUGCUGGAGUGUCCAGAACAGGAGCUGGAGGCGCGGCCGUGUACAGAGGGUCAAUGUUUUGAAUACAAGUGGAAGACUGGACCAUGGAGGGGUUCAUCUCGCCAAGUCUGGUGUCAGCGCUCAGAUGGACUAAAUGUCACAGGUGGAUGCCCAGUGACAGCUAAGCCGAUGGCUGACCGGUCCUGUUCACCGCCCUGCACCAAGCCUCGGUCCCUGUGCACAGAGGCGGGGGUGUGCGGCUGUGAGGAGGGCUACACUGAGGUGGUGACGUCUGACGGCCUGCUGGACCAGUGUACAGUCAUCCCCGUGCUGGAGAUCCCCACUGCCGGUGACAACAGGGCCGACGUCAAGACCAUCCGGGCCUUCAACCCCACCCAGCCUGCAGCCAGCUCACCGGGCCGGGCCGGACGCACCUGGUUCCUGCAGCCCUUCGGCCCAGAUGGGAAGCUGAAGACCUGGGUGUAUGGAGUAGCAGCAGGAGCAUUUGUUCUGCUCGUCUUCAUCAUCUCCAUGACAUACUUAGCAUGCAAAAAGCCAAAGAAGCCACAGCGACGGCAGAUGAACAACAGACUGAAGCCGCUGACUCUGGCCUACGACGGAGACGCCGACAUGUAG